AUGGAUUUGUCAAUAGCCAUUGUGAUUCUUCUAUUUAUCCAUAAAACUCCAUCUGUUAUUACCAUUCUUCUAGUAUAUGUGGAUGCUAUCAUAUUAAUAGGCAAUUCAAAUGAACAUAUCCAACAGCUUGUCUCUCACAUGCACUUAGCUUUCUCUAUGAAAGAGCUUGGUACACUAUCCUAUUUUCUAGGCAUAUCUGUUCAGCCUUGUGCCAAAGGUUAUUUUUUGUCUCAAGCUAAGUAUGCCAAGGAGAUUCUCCAUAAAGCUGGUCUUUCUGAAUGUAAACCCUGUUGUUCUCCAUCUGUGGUCAAGGCAUCCAUUUCUUCUUCUGAUUCUUCUGCUCCUUUUGCUUUUCCUGCUCUCUUUCGUAGCAUUGUGGGAGCACUUCAAUAUCUCACUAUUACUCGCCUUGACACUUUCUCUGUUAAUCAAGCGUGUCAAUAUAUGCAUGCCCCUACAGUUGCAGAUUUUGCUCCAGUCAAGAGAUUGCUCCGAGAUCUUAAGGGCACUUUAGAUCAUGGAUUGGGUUAUCAACCUUCUUCUUUUGCUCUCAAUGCUUUCCCUAACUCUGAUUGGGCUUGUAACUGUCAUGAUUGCAAGUCUUCUUCUGGAUACUGUGUUUUCCUUGAACUGAGCUGGUUGCAAAUGGUGCUUCAUGAUUUGCAUAUUUUCGUUCCUAGCACUCCUGUUUUGUGGUGUGAUAAUACUUCAGCAAUUGCUCUAGCCACUAAUCCUGUUUUUCAUGCAAGAUCCAAACACAUCGAGGUGGAUUGUCAUUAUGUUCGUGAUAGAGUUUCUGCUAAGGCUGUUACUCUGCAAUAUGUUCUAACUUUUGAUCAACUGGCUGAUGUUUUUACUAAACCAUUACCUAUUUCAAGGUUUCUUUAUUUGAAGGGCAAACUUUUGGCCGUUCCGCCUCCCAUUCGUUUGAGGGGGGAUGAUAAGAGUAAUGAGAACACGGGUCCACCUAAGCCACAACCACAACAGAACAUAGCUCACCUCACCAUAGUUAGUGAGAAUACGAUUCUGAAUCUCUUCACCGUCAAUGCCACCCACGUACCACCAACUCCGAGCAACACCAGAUCCCGCCAUGCUGCAGCUGGACACCACCCAAUCCUCGUCGAAUGA
Messenger RNA from Rhododendron vialii, 1128 nucleotides. RefSeq lists its product as uncharacterized. The record is from RefSeq and is a predicted model, not a curated record. Lineage: Eukaryota; Viridiplantae; Streptophyta; Magnoliopsida; Ericales; Ericaceae. Bases 1 to 1128 code for a protein of 375 amino acids. The transcript is spliced from 3 exons.